UCUGUGCUGUGCUCUGCGGCCUGCCCCACUGCCGCCGCCAUGGCAACUGCGCGGCCUCCGGCUGCCCGCGGCGGCGCCCGCCCCGCCGUGCGUGCCCCCGCUCCUGCGGAGGCCACCAAGAGCAAGCCUCCUGAAGAGGGUGAAGCUCCUCCAGCCAAGAGAGCUCCCAUUUUCUAUGGCAGCCUGGAGGAGAAGGAGAGGGAGAGGCUGGCGAAGGGAGAGUCAGGACUGCUGGGAAAGGAAGGGAUGAAGGCAGCCAUCGAGGCUGGCAACAUCAACAUAAGCAGUGGGGAGGUUUUUGACCUGGAGGACCACAUGAGCGAGCGGCAGGCGGAGGUGCUGGCCGAGUUCGAGCGGCGCAAGCGGGCGCGGCAGAUCAACGUCUCCACCGACGACUCGGAGGUCAAGGCCUGCCUGCGUGCCCUGGGCGAGCCCAUCACGCUCUUCGGAGAGGGCCCCGCCGAGAGGAGGGAGAGACUAAGAAACAUCCUCUCAGUGGUGGGCACAGAUGCCUUGAAAAAGACCAGGAAAGAUGAUGACAGGUCUAAAAAAUCCAAGGAGGAGUAUCAGCAAACUUGGUACCACGAAGGACCACGCAGCCUGAAGACAGCCAGGCUGUGGCUUGCCAACUACUCCCUCCCCAGGGCAGUGAAGAGGCUGGAAGAGGCCAGGCUGUUCAAGGAGAUCCCAGAGGCAACCAGGACGUCGCAGAGGCAGGAGCUGCACAAAUCCCUGCGAUCCUUGAACAACUUCUGCAGCCAGAUUGGGGACGACCGCCCUCUGUCCUACUGCCACUUCAGCCCCAGCUCCAAGCUGCUGGCCACAGCCUGCUGGAGUGGGUUGUGCAAGCUCUGGUCCGUGCCUGACUGCAACCUCAUUCACACCUUACGAGGACACACCACCAAUGUAGGAGCCAUAGUUUUCCACCCCAAAUCCACUGUCUCCCUGGACAAGAAGGAUGUUAACCUGGCCUCAUGUGCAGCUGAUGGCUCUGUCAAACUCUGGAGCCUUGAAAGUGAUGAGCCAGUGGCAGACAUCGAAGGGCACAGCAUGAGAGUGGCUCGUGUGAUGUGGCACCCGUCCGGGAGGUUCCUGGGUACUACCUGCUACGACCACUCCUGGCGCCUGUGGGACCUGGAGGCUCAGGAGGAGAUCCUCCAUCAGGAGGGGCACAGCAAAGGGGUCUACGACAUCGCCUUCCACAUCGACGGCUCUCUCGCGGGCACCGGUGGGCUGGAUGCUUUCGGGCGGGUGUGGGACCUGCGCACAGGACGCUGCAUCAUGUUCCUGGAGGGCCACCUGAAGGAGAUCUACGGCAUCAACUUCUCCCCCAACGGGUACCACGUGGCAACGGGCAGCGGCGACAACACCUGCAAGGUGUGGGACCUGCGCCAGAGGAAGUGCAUCUACACCAUCCCUGCCCACCAGAACCUGGUCACCGGCGUCAGGUUUGAACCCAACCACGGCAACUUCCUGCUGACCGGCGCCUACGACAACACCGCCAAGAUCUGGACCCACCCCGGCUGGUCCCCGCUGAAGACGCUGGCAGGGCACGAGGGGAAGGUGAUGGGCCUGGACAUCUCCCUCGAUGGGCAGCUCAUUGCCACCUGCUCCUACGACAGGACCUUCAAGCUGUGGACAGCAGAGUAGUGCUGCUGCUGGGCUGGAGGCUUUGGUGGCUUCCACCCAAGACUUGCUUUGUGGGGAGCUAAGUUAAAAGGACUCUUGUUGGGACAGGUGCUAGGGCAGCUGUGGGCUGGUCUUGGGUGGAGGUGGUUUUGGAGCCCAUGGGCUUGGCUGGGGCCACACCUUGGGUCCACCAUUUAGGACAUGCCCUUCUCUGCUGUAGCUUGGAGAUGAUCCAUCUGUUUCCACCCUCCCUCCCCAGCCAGGCUGCCAGGUUUCCUCUGGUGUUUCUAACAUCUGUAGGGAGCCAGACAGCACUUCUCUAAGUGUCCUCCUUACCUUCCCUCUGCCAGGAGCCUGUGGCUUCAGCCUUGACUGGCAUUUAGAGAGAGCAAACCCAGCUGGUGCAGGUAGAGGAGCACAGGACCCUGCUUCCAGCUCAGCAAAGGCAGCCUCUGGGCACAGAGCUCUGCACCUGCUUUGUUCUCAGCAGGUGUUCAGUGCCAGGGCAGUUUCUCUUCUCUAGGAACCACCUCAGACCACCUCAUGUCCCAGCUCCUUGGGUAGUGCCCACAGCUGGCUGUUUGGAAUCCCCUGGUUCUGCUCUGGCUGUGCCUCACCAGAGGUGACACCAAGGUGGCCAUUUCAGUGUAGGGCUGGCUUCUGAGUGACACUCUGGGGAGAUUUGGUGUUUCUUGUUUAUUCUGUAAACUGAGGUUUUGCAAAUGUGUAAAAUCAAAUCAUGGUCUGAAGGUU
Molecule: messenger RNA, 2382 nt
Organism: Pogoniulus pusillus (Red-fronted tinkerbird)
Lineage: Eukaryota; Metazoa; Chordata; Aves; Piciformes; Lybiidae
Gene: PRPF4
Product: pre-mRNA splicing tri-snRNP complex factor PRPF4
Exons: 14
Coding region: 40-1650 (536 amino acids)
Biological process (GO): mRNA splicing, via spliceosome
Cellular component (GO): U4/U6 x U5 tri-snRNP complex
Molecular function (GO): U6 snRNA binding; protein binding; U4 snRNA binding
Source: RefSeq, a predicted model, not a curated record